CGGAAGGAGGAACAAAGUUAACGAAGAAGAAAAACGUGAGUUGAUUUUCAGCUACCCGAAAACGCGGCUAAAAAUUUGAGUUAUAUGAUGAAGGUGAAUUACUAAUUAUAUCUGGGGGCUUCAUUGGCACGUUUAACUACUACUAGACGAGCUAGUCUGUAUUUGCUAGUACUGUAGCAUUGCCUCUACACAGUAGUACUGGUACAUCACCCCUCGUCAUUUUGUCUAGAUUAGCUAGUUAGCUCUAGCAAGGUUAACUUGAUUGGCUCACUGAUGAUACAUAAGUGAACGCAUUGGCUGGCUCAUCAAGCUGAAAAAGACAAUCAAAAUGCAAGACGACUGGUUAUAAAAUCAGUCCGCCCCUCCUCGUGCAAUGUCUCUGGUUUUUACGAGACCCAAUACCAACGCUAUCGGCAAGAAGGACAAAAGACUAAUGGCAGAGGUGAACGCUUCCCCGUUAAAACAUUUUGUGACAGCCAAGAAGAAGAUCAAUGGCAUCUUUGAGCAGCUGGCUGCCUACAUCAAAGAGAGUUCAUCCUUUUUAGAAGACACGUAUAAGAACGAUGAGCUGGACCCAGUCACCACCGAGGAGCAGGUUCAGGAGGUGAGAGGUUAUCUCUCCAAAGUGUCAGGGAUUGGAGAGGUGCUAGCCCGCAGGCACAUGAAGGUGGUCUUCUUUGGAAGAACGAGUAACGGGAAAAGCUCUGUGAUCAACGCCAUGCUGUGUGACAAAGUGCUGCCCUCGGGGAUAGGCCACACCACCAACUGCUUCCUACGCGUGGAAGGCACAGAUGGACACGAGUCUUUCCUGCUCACCGAAGGCUCUGAGGAGAAGAAGAGUAUCAAAACUGUGAACCAGCUAGCCCACGCUCUGCACCAGGAUGAGGACCUGGAUGCAGGCAGUCUGGUGUGUGUCAUGUGGCCAAAGGUCAAGUGUGCCCUGCUGAGGGAUGACCUGGUGCUGGUGGACAGCCCUGGCAUCGACGUCACCACAGAGCUGGACAGCUGGAUCGACAAGUUCUGUCUGGAUGCCGACGUCUUUGUUCUAGUGGCCAACUCCGAAUCCACUUUAAUGCAGACGGAGAAGUCGUUUUUCCACAAGGUCAACGAGCGCCUCUCCAGUCCCAACAUCUUCAUCCUGAACAACCGCUGGGAUGCGUCUGCCUCGGAGCCCGAGUACAUGGAGGAGGUGCGGAGGCAGCACAUGGACCGCUGCUCUGGGUUCCUGGUGGAUGAGCUGGGCGUGGUGGACCGGGCCCAGGCCAGCGACCGCAUCUUCUUCGUCUCUGCCAAGGAGGUUCUUCAGGCUCGAGUCCAGAAGGCCCAGGGCAUGCCAGAGUCAGGUGGGGCUCUAGCCGAAGGUUUCCAGGCCAGAAUGUUUGAGUUCCAGAACUUCGAGAGGCGCUUUGAGGAGUGUAUCUCCCAGUCGGCUGUGAAGACCAAGUUUGAGCAGCACACGGUGAGGGCCAAGCAGAUCUCUGAAGCUCUGCGGCUGAUCAUGGACUCUGUCCACGUGGCCGCACAGGAGCAGAGGAUCCACUGUAUGGAGACCAGAGAGGACCGUCAGGACCGGAUGGAGUUCAUCGACAAACAGCUGGACCUGCUGACACAGGACUGCAAGAGCAAGAUCAAGAAGAUCACAGAGGAGGUGGAGAGACAGGUGUCCAACGCCAUGGCCGAGGAGAUCAGGAGACUCAACGUGCUGGUGGACGACUUCCACCUGGACUUCCACCCCUCACUGGUGGUCCUCAAGGUCUACAAGAAUGAGCUCCACAGACACAUAGAGGAGGGUCUGGGCAGGAACAUGUCUGAGAGAUGUUCCACAGCCAUCACCGCUGCCCUGCAGACCACCCAGACCGACAUGAUCGACGGUCUGAAGCCCCUGCUGCCGGGCCCGGUGAGGGAGCAGGUGGACAAGCUGGUGCCCCGCCAGUGCUUCAGCCUCAGCUACGACCUGGCCUGCGACAAGCUGUGCUCCGACUUCCAGGAGGACAUCGGCUUCCACUUCUCCCUGGGCUGGACCAUGCUGGUCAACCGCUUCCUGGGGCCCAAGAACACGCGGCGAGCCCUCAUGGGCUACAACGACCAGGUUCCGCGCCCCAUGGCCCUCACGCCAAUCAGCACCAGUAUGCCCCCCUUCCCCCAGAACUCCAUGACCCAGGAGGAGCUUAUGGUCUCCAUGGUGACCGGCCUGGCCUCCCUCACUUCGCGCACCUCCAUGGGCAUCAUCGUGGUCGGUGGUGUGAUCUGGAAGGCGGUGGGCUGGCGUCUGAUCGCCCUCUCGGUGGGGCUGUACGGCCUGCUGUACGUGUACGAGCGGCUCACCUGGACCACCAGGGCUAAGGAGCGCGCCUUCAAGCGGCAGUUUGUGGAGUACGCCAGCGAGAAGCUGCAGCUCAUCGUCAGCUACACCGGCUCCAACUGCAGCCACCAGGUCCAGCAGGAGCUUGCGGGCACCUUUUCCCAGCUGUGCCAGCAGGUGGACGUGACCCGGCAGAACCUGGAGGAUGAGAUCACUGACAUGAACACCAAGAUUGAGCUACUGGACACAUUGCAGAGCAAGGCUAAACUGCUCAGGAAUAAGGCAGGCUGGCUGGACAGCGAGCUGAACAUGUUUACCCAGCAGUACCUGCAUCAAGGCCGGUAGAUACCAUCACCCCCGCUCCCAGACGUUCGGUGGAAAGAUGGACCGUGCAGGGUCACAACCAUGGAAAAGACCUAGUGUGUCCUGUGUAUGAGCAAAGACCUAGUGUGUCCUGUAUAUGAGAAAAGACCUAGUGUGUCCUGUAUAUGAGAAAAGACCUAGUGUGUCCUGUAUAUGAGAAAAGACCUAGUGUGUCCUGUGUAUGAGAAAAGACCUAGUGUGUCCUGUAUAUGAGAAAAGAGAAAGCCAGAGUCUUGACAUGAGAGAAAGAGAGGGUCAUCGCUACUAAGACAAACGCCUCCCCAAGUAAUUCACUCUCAUGGCCAUCAUAGGAACCAUCUUUUUCUUGCUUAUUGUUUUGCUCAUUAAUUUGAGGAGAAUAUUUUUUUAUCAGUGCUUUUUAUAGAAGUGGGAGUUUAUUUGGCACCAAAUAUUGUUCGGUCAUGCAAGUUGUGUAGAGCAAAGAGGCUAGAUGUAUUCUUUUGUGUAACUGAUGUACAGUCAUGCCUUUUGAAUAUGGAAGUGCCACCCUAAAAAAUGCACCCUAAAAGAAGGAGAUUGAAAAAAUGACUUAUGUCAUUUUGUAAAUAGCAGGGAAUUCCAGAAGUAUAGAUUAUUUAUUCCUAUGAAUUACAAUACUACUGCAUACUUUGUGGUUACGAUAUGGUAUUCUGGUCAUGAAAUGACAGUCUACAUGAACAAACUCACAUGAUAUUGACAUGGUCUUGGGCUGGCCCAUUCAGGGGCUGGCUUAGUUUGAAUGCACUCGCAUGCCUUUUGGGCUCAUGUUUAUGCCAUGCCUACUUUAUUUCAUCCUUGGUUUGAUAGAAAUCAGGGUGUGUCAAAAAGAAAAAUAUGCUCUAUAACUGUCCAAUCUGUUGCCUGAUGCACUUUCAACAAUCAUGGUGGAGAAGUUGUAGUGUUGUCUCCAUAUAUGGGCAUGGCCUGGUGGAUACAGCUAGGUUGUCUGGCAGGUGUAUGUGUUAGUUUCUAGUCUCCAGUUAAGAUGUAUUCAAAAUAGAGGCUAGGGAGGAAAUACACAAUAAAGAAAGCUUGUCAAACACUAUACUUUUAUAAAACCCAUAUAUUGGCAACCUCGUUGGGAGUUCUUCACCAGAACUGCACUAUGUGGAAUUCCUAGGUAAUGACCGUUUAGAAAGAGCUGUCUUAUGAAUCAAAUUAGUAUGAUUGGUGAAAAAAAAAAAAGAACUUGCACAUCUUUUUAGAUGUCCGUGGACAGUUGGUUUGAGUUAGCCCGUGUUGUAACAACUGAGUUUGUUCAAGCAGAAUUUAUUGAAGCGUCAUUAUGGCAAACAAAUCGACUUGUUUGCAUAUUAAAAGCCUUGACCCAAACAGCUGACAUGUAGAGGAAUGAAGGUACAGGACAGAUACUCACUGUGUAGGCAUAUACCAUAGAAUGAUGCAUACAGGCAUUGGCACUAUCUACUGAAUGGCAUAUUUAUUAACUUACACAUGUUUUUCAAUCUCCUUGUCUGUUAACAUUGUUAUUUGUCCUCCAGGUGUAAAGCGAUGUGGCUGAUGCUUAUUCAUCUCUGUCUGGCUUAAGCAGUUGCAUUCUUUAACUGUAUUAAUAAUGAAAUCAUGUACAUGUUUGGCACCUUUAUUGUAAAUGACAUUUUCUUUUAAGUCCAGUUUCUGGGUAUCUUGUUUGUUUGUUUUGUUAGUUUAACAGAAACAACCAAGCAUCUGCUUAAACCAAACUGUAAAUAAGCAACAGCUAAAGUCUCAUGUUGGAUUGUGUUUGUGCCAAGUGAUAGAGGAAGGCUACUUCAGCAGAUCACUCUGGAGCCCAAAUGUGCACUUUAUACUUUGCUGCUGUUUUUUCUGCUGUUUUGUUUGUUUCAUUUUGUACUUAAUUUCUGCUUUCCAUAUAGUUUCCCAAUAGCAGAAAGAAGUCAGAAAGCAUGUUUGGGUAGACACAAGAAGGUUUAAGCUAGAUUGUAACAUGUAGAUAUGCAUGCAGUGACUAUUGUGAUUUGUUGUCAUGUUAACCGUCAAUGUAAAGAUGAGUAAUAAAGUUGACACUAGGAAACCUA
Osmerus eperlanus (European smelt) is the source of this 4701-nucleotide messenger RNA. RefSeq names its product mitofusin 2 (gene mfn2). NCBI's taxonomy places the organism in Eukaryota, Metazoa, Chordata, Actinopteri, Osmeriformes, Osmeridae. Gene Ontology annotation, biological process: mitochondrial fusion; mitochondrion localization. The record is from RefSeq and is a predicted model, not a curated record. The transcript is spliced from 17 exons. Gene Ontology annotation, molecular function: GTP binding; GTPase activity. Gene Ontology annotation, cellular component: mitochondrial outer membrane. The coding region runs from base 374 to 2647 and encodes 757 amino acids.